GCGCUUCCAAGGCGACCAGUAGUACCUCCCUGUCACCCUGCCUGCCAAGUUUGGAUCAGGAACUUCCCAGAAAAAAUUAUGCAACCAAGGUCAAAGAUAAAUAAGGAUUGAGGAUUUCACCCUUGGAGGAAGUUUCAACCUCGAUACACCUCAAGUUACUCCCUCGAUGACACAAACUGGUUGAUCAGUUUCAAAGGACGGACAAGCCCAGCCAGGUGCAUAAGAAAAGGAACAUUAUUAAGUGUCAGUUUCUGUGCCAACGAGAAUCCUAAUAUAGGGAGAAUACAGGCCAGAGGAUUGGAUAUCGUUCACAUUUGCUUUUCCUAUUUAAAGUAACCUAAGAUGCAAGCAAGCAACUUCUGACAAAAGCUGUAAGAUCGGGAAGGUCAUCGGAAGUGCUGAUGUAUUCAUCCAAAAAGGACAAUCUUCCCUCUCCCAUCCUGGAGGAGUCUUUCUUUCCGUUCUCUUCAUCAAACUUGUCUUCCAGUCACCGGAUCAUGGCUCCGACGGAUGAUCUGCUGGCCUCACCUCAGGAUGACCGUAGCCCGACGCUGUUAGAGAAGGACUUGAUUUUGGCUGCAGAGGUGGGACAAGCUUUGCUGGAGAAAAACGAGGAGCUGGCUGCCCAGCUGGAGCAGAUGGAGAGGGAGAUGGAGGCCACUCAGCAAGAGAAACACAUUCUGCAGCGACGCCUGGAGGUACGGGACCUCGAGGCAAGUCAGCGGGAAGCAGAACUACAGGCUGACAUCACAGUGCUGAGCGAGCAGCUGGACCAAAAACACCUUCAGAGUCGCGACCGGCGUCGCGAGGAGAGCGAGCAGCUGACUCAGCUGUCCAAUCACAACCAAAAACUUGUGGAACAGCUAGCGGAGGCAGUGGCGUUAGAACACACGUUACGGACUGAACUUCGUACUUUGAGAGAAGAAAUGGAGGAUACUAGUUUCAGCAAAUCCAUAAGCUCUGCUAGACUGGACAGUCUGCAAGCAGAGAACCGGGUUCUGAAAGAGCGCUGUGCUCAUAUGGACGACCGGCUGAAAUCAGCUCAAGAAGACAAUGACCGUCUGAGGUCUGAGAGGGAUGAAUUGAGAGAGAGAGUGAUGGAACUACAGACCACCCUGAAAGAUAAAGACACUGAGCUGGAACAGGAACACAGCAUAGUGUUUCAGCUGCGCACACUCAACCGCACCCUACAGCAAAAAGUUGAAGCCUUGGGAGAAGAGGCCAGUCUGGGGGAGGCUACCUGCUUCCCUUUGUCACUUCAGAGUGAGAUCCAGCAGUCUCAGGCCAAAGAAACCAUCCUUGCCCAUUCGGCCAUUCUACAAGUAAAAGAGGAGGAGAUUCAGAGGUUGCAGGAAGAGUUACAUUCCAGAGAAACUGAAUUAGAAAAGCUGAGGGAGGAGAUCAAGCCAUUUUGUAACAGUCCUGGUAAACCUACAUACAGUGCCUUGGAGGAGGAGAUUAUUUUGGCCCGGCAAGAACGAGAUGCGCUUAACCAGCAGCUUCUGAACACCAUAAAGCACAAGGUGGCGCUGUCACAGGAAGUCGAGUCUUGGCAGGAGGACAUGCGUCUGGUGAUCUGCCAUCAGGUUCAACUUCAACAGGAAGAGAGGGAAAAGCAUAAGGAGGAAGAACGGACAGGCCUCCAGAGAGGCUCUCGCACUUCGAGGUCUCUGCGUGUACGUGGUGAAGAUGGAAGGAAAAGCUUUUUCUCUUCACUAUUUGGGGUAGAUUAAUUGGAGGACAGUUCAGGAGUUGUAGGAGAUGGUACAAUAUAGAAAAAUGGUGUUUCCACUUUUGUAUUUUUUGUUUCAGCAUUGUAAAUAAUUUCCGAAAUCACAAAGUGUGUAAAUAGAAUUUAUUGUACUUCACUUUGGUGUUAUUGCACAUUUAUGUUUACCACUAUUUAUUUUCAACAAAACUGUUCAUAUCAUACACAUAAAUGUAUUUGCAUUUAUUUUUUUUGUCUUUUUUUGUCACAUGCACAAACAUGCCAUACACUAAUACACAGUGUAGGCAAACACGGUCAUUAUUGAUAUUUAAAAAUGUCAAAAUACAGGUUAAAACAUGAGUAGCAUUUCAAAUAAAAAGUCAAAGACCAGCUUCCAGGUUGAUCAGAUGUUAAACUGCUUCAUGUAGCACCGAGAGUCUGUUAUCAAAGUGUUGAUUGUACAUUCAUUUAUUAUAUUCUUCCAUAAUACUGGAUGUUACGUCCAACUCUGUCAGAAAGAGUUCCACUUCACUGCUCGCUGGCUCAAGAGUCUGAUCUGGUAGGUCAUAAAUUCUUGAUAAGAGAGUUCUUGCAUGUCCAGCAGCUCUGAACUCGUGUGGAUGGCUGUAGCCAUGUCUUAAAGGGAUAGUUCACCCAAAAAUUAUUUAAAAAAAAUAUUUCAGUGUUAAUUGACCCUUAUUUCAUUUUAAACCUGUAUGAUUUUAUUUCUUCUGCAGAACACAAAAGAUAGUUUGAAGUACGUUGGCACCCAUUGACUUCCACUGCAUAUGUGUAAAAGAAAUGUUAGACAUUUCUCAAAUAUCUUCUUUUGUGAAGAGUGAGUCAUAUACAUGGUUUGAACCAUAUGAGGGUGAAUAAAAGAUGACAGAAUUUUAGGUGAACUAUUCCUUUAAACUCCAC
Triplophysa rosa is the source of this 2629-nucleotide messenger RNA. RefSeq names its product BICD family like cargo adaptor 2 (gene bicdl2). Gene Ontology annotation, biological process: vesicle transport along microtubule; Golgi to secretory granule transport. The coding region runs from base 402 to 1733 and encodes 443 amino acids. Lineage: Eukaryota; Metazoa; Chordata; Actinopteri; Cypriniformes; Nemacheilidae. The transcript is spliced from 10 exons. The record is from RefSeq and is a predicted model, not a curated record.